This is a messenger RNA of Aaosphaeria arxii CBS 175.79, 1848 nucleotides long. Its product is annotated as MFS general substrate transporter. Bases 1 to 1707 code for a protein of 568 amino acids. Gene Ontology annotation, biological process: transmembrane transport; intracellular polyamine homeostasis. Gene Ontology annotation, molecular function: polyamine transmembrane transporter activity. The record is from RefSeq and is a predicted model, not a curated record. Lineage: Eukaryota; Fungi; Ascomycota; Dothideomycetes; Pleosporales. The transcript has 2 exons.
AUGUCGAAACGGAAGCCUGGAGUCGGAAACAAGUCAAGUGGAGACAAAUUAGAGCGUUUGCAACGUGUCGUACAGAAUGAAAACAAUGCACGGAAUGACGACGAAAUAUCUGUGGCUGCAUCGACACGAUCCACUGUUUCUGUGCACGAAAAAGGAACCAAUGGACCAUCUGAACCUCCAGCGACAUUGGCACGAACCAUAUCCGUUACCGCAGAAGCUGUGAUAGUUGAGCGACGGAACCGUCGAGGCUUGCUUGCACAUCUUGCACUAAUCCCAGAGGUUGAGAAUCCGUAUCACUACGCCCGGAAGACCAAAUGGCUUGUCGUUGCUAUUGUGGCCUUCUGUGCAAUGGCUGCACCUAUGGGAUCGGCUAUCGUGAUGCCAGUCCUGCAAGAUAUCGCGAAAGUAUUCAACGCUUCUCCCGUCACGGCAAAUAUGAGUGUUGCGGUAUAUAUGUUGGCCAUGUCAAUAUUUCCCAUAUGGUGGUCCGCGUUCUCUGAGACUGGCGGGAGAAGGACGAUCUAUUUGAUCUCAUUUCUCAUGUUUACGGUCUUCUCUAUCCUAUCAGCGGUGUCGACGAACAUUGCCAUGCUGGUGGUUUUCCGUACAUUUGCUGGAGGAGCGGCCGCCUCCGUGCAGGCCGUUGGUGCUGGAACAAUCGCCGAUACUUGGGAACCUCGAGAGCGAGGGAAAGCUAUGGGUGUCUUCUAUCUGGGUCCUCUUUGUGGCCCUCUCUUUGCACCCAUCAUUGGUGGCGUACUUGGACAAGAGCUAGGCUGGAGAAGCACGCAAUGGUUUCUGGUAAUUUACGGUGGCAUCACGGUUCUUCUGAUUAUCUUUGCCUUACCAGAAACUCUACGCCGUAAAGAUCAGACUGAAUCACAGCAACAAGUCCAACCUGCUUCAAACGAAAAGAACGACGUAAGGCCUGAACUCAAACGUGUAUCAACCCGGCAAUCCGUUCAACAAACAACGAAAUCAUGGGCAAAAACAACUCGUAAAAUGCUUCUGGACCCUCUGAUCAUCAUUACAUGGAUGCGCUAUCCGCCUGUUGCGCUUACGGUCUAUUAUGCCAGCAUCACCUUCGGUUCACUCUACUUCCUGAAUAUCAGUAUACAAGCCACCUUCUCUUCUGAGCCGUAUAAGUAUUCCACCUUAAUCAUUGGCCUCCUGUACAUUCCAGGCUCUCUUGGAUAUAUGCUGGCUUCCCUCUUUGGCGGCCGUUGGAUUGACCGCAUAAUGCAACGCGAGGCACGAAAAGCAGGCCGCUACGACGACAAAGGCAAACUGAUCCUCCGCCCAGAAGACCGCAUGCGAGAAAAUGCUUGGAUAGCAGCCGUCCUCUGGCCCGGAGCGCUCAUGUGGUACGGCUGGACGGCAGAGCAUGGCGUAAUCUGGAUCGUCCCCAUGAUCGCAAACUUCUUUUUCGGCAUCGGAUCCAUGCUGAUUUUCUCCCUUGCUACAACCAUGCUCACCGAGUUCAUGCCCAAGCGAGCGAGUGCCGGCGUGGCAAUCAACAACUUCUUCAGAAACAUCUUCUCCUUUAUCGGCGCGGUCGUAGCAGAACCUCUUAUUCACGCUAUCGGCAAUGGAUGGCUCAUGACAAUUCUGGGUCUGUGGAGUCUUCUCAGUGGCAUCGCCGUUAUUUAUACCAUGAAGAAAUGGGGCCCUGCUUGGAGGGACAAGAUGGUGAAGGAAUUAGGAUAAUUUUCUCCAUUUAUUAUAAAAAUGGGCGGUCAUACAUGUUUGCAAAUAUCGUUCUUUCUUUUCGCAUCCUUUCAAUACAUCAAGCACAGCAUAUAACGCAGCAUAGCGAUCUUUAAAUAAAAUCCAAAAUUAUCAACUUCG